Ostertagia ostertagi is the source of this 1005-nucleotide messenger RNA. The record is from the annotation of a GenBank genome assembly. Lineage: Eukaryota; Metazoa; Nematoda; Chromadorea; Rhabditida; Trichostrongylidae.
AUGAAUGUCUCGGCGGUGGCGGCUGGGAAUCCAUACACAAAAACAACUGAAGAAGCUCACGAUGCAUGCAACGCUACUAACAUAUUGAAAAGGAAUGCAGCUCGGCCAACAAGGUUAAAAGAAGAUUUGAAGGCAGGAAAAGCGGGUCCAAAAAACAACAAGUUGGAAAGGAAGUCCAGUGAAGCCGUCGUUGAAGGGAAGGAUAGUAAAAAUAAAUUGAAGAAAACAUCGAAAGAAGGGGCAAAACUUGGUGAAGCUAAAAAUAGCAUUGAUAAACAGAAAAAGCGAUCAAAAGAAGGCUCGGUGGAAGGUGGUAAAGCCAAACCGAUCAAAGCGAUGAAAGAAGGAGCGGCUGUUGAUGAGGGUAAAAACAACAAAGACAAGCCGAAAAGGCGAUCUAAGGAAGGCUCCGCUGAACAGGGUAAAAUCAAACCAAAGAAGCCUUCGACAGAAGGAGCGACUAUCGGUGAAGGUAAAAACGAGAAAGAUCAGGUGAAAAAGCGAUCCAAGGAAGGUUCAGCGGAGAAUGGAAAAGUCAAACCCAAGAAAGUGUCAAAAGAAGGAGCUGCUGUCGGUGGAGAUGGAAACAGUAAGGAUCAGCCGAAGAAGCAGCAGAGAGAACGCACCAUUGAGAAUGUGAAGAACAGUAAAGAAAAACGGAAUCUGAAGAAAAGCUCAAGCGAAGAAAAAGGUAACAAAGACAAAGAAGCUGGAAAGAUGCCUAAAGAGCGUACCUGUGACGAAGAAAAGGACGAUAAAAAGACGCGGAAAAGAAAAUCGAGAGAAAUCACGGAAGAACGUGAGGGUAGCAAGGACAAGGCAAGGAAAUGGCUCAAGAAGUCAAAGACAACCGUCACAACUGAAGAUGAAGGAGAGAGCAGAAUGAAGCAUAGGAAGAACAAGAAAACAAAGACAAUCGACACAACUGAAGAUGAUGGAGGCAGUAGGAGUAGACUAAAUCUGAAGAAGAUAGCACGAUGUUUCUGGGCCACUGAAGAUGAAGAG